GGUGUACGUUGUAACCUUAUAAAAUACUAUUUUAGGGACAACAACUUCAAUCUCAUAACUUCUAGUCUUCUACCAAACACUUGGCAAAAAUGUCUCUGAUUUCAAAUCUCUUCACCGACAACACAACCAUUGUCAUACCUUACGCACUUCUCCUUUUCAUCGCUAUCUUCUCGGUUCUAUGGUACCUUCUUAAACGCUCGCCGCAACCACCUCUACCACCUGGACCGCGAGGGCUACCUAUUGUCGGAAACCUUCCCUUUCUUGACCCGGACCUUCACACCUACUUCACAAAACUCGCUCAAAAUCAUGGUCCAAUCUUCAAACUCAAUCUAGGCUCUAAACUAACCGUCGUGGUCAACUCUCCAUCGCUGGCUAGAGAGAUCUUUAAAGAUCAAGAUAUCAAUUUCUCAAACCAUGACGUCCCUCUCACGGCCCGAGCCGUUACCUAUGGCGGUCUCGACCUCGUUUGGUUACCAUACGGUGCCGAAUGGAGAAUGCUUAGAAAAGUUUGCGUUCUCAAGCUUCUUAGCCGCAGAACGUUGGAUUCUUUCUACGAGCUUCGACGUAAAGAAAUCCGGGAAAGAACGAGAUAUUUGUACCAGCAAGGUCAAGAAUCACCGGUGAAUGUUGGAGAUCAGGUCUUUUUGACGAUGAUAAAUCUAACAAUGAAUAUGUUAUGGGGAGGUUCGGUUAAAGCAGAGGAAAUGGAGAGUGUUGGAACAGAGUUUAAAGGAGUGAUUUCUGAAAUAACUAGGCUUUUGGGAGAGCCUAAUGUUUCUGAUUUUUUCCCAUGGUUAGCGAGAUUCGAUCUUCAAGGACUUGUGAAGAAGAUGCAUAUGUAUGCUCGAGAGCUCGAUGCAAUACUUGAUCGAGCCAUCGAGCAGAUGCAUCGACUAAGAAGUAGGGAUGGUGAUGAUGGUGAAUGUAAAGACUUUUUGCAACAUUUGAUGAAGUUAAAGGACCAAGAAGCUGACUCGGAGCUUCCCAUUACGGUUAACCAUGUCAAAGCCGUACUUGUGGAUAUGGUAGUUGGUGGUACAGAUACAACAACCAACACGAUAGAGUUUGCAAUGGCCGAACUAAUAAGAAACCCGGAGUUGAUGAAGAGAGCACAACAAGAGCUAGACGAAGUUAUUCCGGAUGGACACGUGUUGGAUUUGGAAGAGAAGUUUGGGAUUGUCUUGAAGCUCAAGACCCCUCUUGUUGCCUUGCCCAUUCCAAGGUUGUCCAAUUCGAAUCUUUAUUUAUAAAGGCUAAAAUCUUUAUAGUUUUCUUAAAAAGGAAAAAGAUUGUUAUGUCGGCCAUUUUUAUAAUAUACGUUUUUUAGGUAAAAGUGUGUUAUAUUUUGAACUUUUUUAAUUAAUCGUCAUAAGUUUUGUAAUGAAAUUCAAACAUCGUU
Arabidopsis arenosa is the source of this 1399-nucleotide messenger RNA. NCBI's taxonomy places the organism in Eukaryota, Viridiplantae, Streptophyta, Magnoliopsida, Brassicales, Brassicaceae. The record is from the annotation of a GenBank genome assembly.